AUGCCUACCUAUAACAGUGCAGCAGCUGCUAUCAACGCCAAUGGUAUGAUUCAGACAAUAGGCCCACCAAAGACAGGCAAGAUGGUCAAGACGAAGUGGACCUUGCUCAAAAAAACAUUCAAUCAAAUCGAGGUUUAUCGCAAUGUGUCUGGCUCUCAUUGGGACAAUGUGCAGGGAGCUGGAAUUGAGGGCACUGCUGCUGCGAGCAUUUGGGAUACAUAUGUUGUGGCAAAGUCACAAAUUGCAAUGCGCCCCUUGCGCAACAAAGGGUGGCCCCCAUAUGACGACAUGCAGGCCAUCCUAGGCGAGAACAGCGGUGCUCAUGGAAGGCACACAUUCCACCCCGCUACUACAGCCCCCGCCUCCAUCAGUAUUGAUGAUGUGCUUGAUGACGCUGAUGGAGGCCUCAACCUUCUUGACAUGGAUGUGGACCCCAGUCAUCAGAGCCUCCACUACUACCGGCUCCCAGUCCAGUAA
Suillus fuscotomentosus is the source of this 477-nucleotide messenger RNA. RefSeq lists its product as uncharacterized. The record is from RefSeq and is a predicted model, not a curated record. The transcript is spliced from 4 exons. Bases 1 to 477 code for a protein of 158 amino acids. NCBI's taxonomy places the organism in Eukaryota, Fungi, Basidiomycota, Agaricomycetes, Boletales, Suillaceae.